Molecule: messenger RNA, 3703 nt
Organism: Toxoplasma gondii ME49
Lineage: Eukaryota; Apicomplexa; Conoidasida; Eucoccidiorida; Sarcocystidae
Product: SNF7 family protein
Exons: 4
Coding region: 1385-2734 (449 amino acids)
Biological process (GO): late endosome to vacuole transport via multivesicular body sorting pathway; vesicle budding from membrane
Cellular component (GO): multivesicular body; cytoplasmic side of plasma membrane; ESCRT III complex
Source: RefSeq, a predicted model, not a curated record
CGCAACUGGAAAAUCCAUGAGUUUCACGCGCACAUAUGCAUUUCCUGCUUCCCUGCUUCUACUACAGAGAUGGAUACAAGUUUCCGUAGCUUUACGUACACAUAAGUGACAGACACGUGCAGACAUUGACUUCAGACGUUAGAGGGGAAUUUCCCUGGAGGGUAGGGCUUGCACGACAGAGUCAGCUACCUGAAAGACUGGAGAAAGAAGUGUACUUCUGCACUCGAUUUGUCUGAGUGUCUGAAGCCGUUAGGCGAGAGUGCCUCUAUUUCUUAAGUUUUUAUAUGCCUGUGUAUUUUGGCGGGCGUCCAACGGAGGUUUUUUAUUCCGUAGAUUACUGGCAGCUCUGCUCCCUCCAAUCUUUUUCUCGUAGUUUUGUGCAAAGUUAGAACCUUUUCUCCUGCCUCAAACGGACCCCCACAGAACGCCAGUUUUCCCUCAAAAAGGAGAACUUUGUCAACCACAGCGUUGUUGUUUUUGACGAUCCGUGCUGUCCGUGCUUCUCUCUUGUGCGAUUUCAAGUUCCUAUUCCGUCCCCGGUCCGCUGCUCUCUUAUUCGUCAAGCUGCUCUCCGAGUCUUUCUCCAGAAACGCGGAAAAGCAGAACAACACGCUUUGCUUGUCUGGUCGACCGCUACCACUCCACUUGAAGUUUUGGUCAGCCGCGCUUCUCCGUUUUUCUAUUCCGUUGACUUUCACAAACGGCUCGCGGAAUUCAAAUUACCCAAGUGUCUGGAGUUCCCGUAUGUGGUGAUCUGUUCCGCUUCCUUUGUUCUUUUGAGCAACAAACACGAGAGAAGGUGUUGUUUUGUGUGCCGCUUCCCUGCGGCCCAAAAUGUAGACGAGCAAGAAGUUUUCCUGGAAGGUUUUUCUCCAACCCGGCCCGCAUUUAAAUCGUUGCCCUUCUGUCCCUUAGACUAGUCCGGAUGCACCUACAUCCUUUCCCAACGCGCUCCUUUCUCUUCGCGUUCGUGGCGGUAUUUUCGCCCACUCCAGUCAUUCUAAUGUCUGGCUUCUGUCUCCCUUCUUCCCUUACCGCAUUUUUCCCCUUCACUGUUUCGACUCUUUGGUCUCCGCGAAAACGCGCUUCUGUCUAGUCACCGUCUGUCCUUCCUCUCUGGAUUUGACCGCGGGAGCGGCUGAGUGUUUUGCAGAUUUCCUUCAGCGUCUUCGCCCAACCUCACAUCACACAGUAGCAGUAAAGAGUAAAAAGGUUGAGCAUUUGGGGUUUUGGGGUGCCAGCCUCUCACACAGUUACGAGGCCCUGCGAAGGGCAGUUCUACCGCCCUUUCGCCUUUUCUACUUGCCCCUCUCUCUAGGUGCUACGGGCGUUCUGUCCAGAGCCCACGGUAUCUCACUUCGCAGUGUUUUCAAGCGAAGGAAAGAUGAUGCGAAUGAUUUUCGGCCGAGGAGCGGCGGGCAAAAAGGACGAGGAGGCCCCCAUCGUCCCUGCGGACCCGAGUGCUGCCUCAGACCUCGCUGAGGCCCUCCACCGGAACAAGGAAGCCAUUGAGACACUCGAGAAAAGGCAGCAGCACAUCGAGAAGAAAAUUCGCAACCAAGAGGCUACCGCCCGAGAGCGCGUGGCGUCGGGAGACCGGCGAGGGGCAAUGCUCUGUCUGCGCAGAAAGAAACUUUUCGAACAAGAUCUGGAGCAAAUUCUCACCUCGCGACUCACCCUCGAAACGCAAAUUGUCACUCUCGAGGCGGCUCACACGCAGCAGCUCGCCGUCCAGGCAAUUGCCGGAGCGGCAAAGGCACACCGAAAUUUCAGCCAGAAAUUGAGCAUAGGGAAAAUUGACCGACUGCUCGACGACAUCCAGGAGCAACAGGAUCUGCAGCAGGAAGUGACGCAAGUUCUCGCCCAGGGUCUUCCGCCGCUGGAUGAUGUGGAGCUGCAGCGGGAGUUGAAUGCGUUGGAGGCGUCGGAGAUAGAGAACCGCGUUCUCGAGACUGCAUGCAAUGCCCCGUCAGUCCCCGUCGACGACCCUGCACUCACCAUGCCCAGUCUUCUCCAGUCUCUGCAGCCGUGCUGCUCACCCGGGUUGCCUUUCGAGCCAGACAGACGAGAGGCGCAUUGCCUCUCCUCUGGAUUCGCCCACAUGGUCAGUGUGCCCGAUGUCGCUUGUGCGUCUCCCCUCACGACAGCAAGUCCUGGAGUGUACGGGAAGCCCACUGUCCAACGCCUGUCCACGCACUCUACGUCUGCGUCUCUUUCGUCAUCUUAUCGUGUUUCUCCCUCAUCUCAACGCCUGGCGUCAGUGGGCAGAGAAUGCCGCACAAAAAAGGUUCCUCUCGCCUCCGUGGAGCUUGCGACGGGAGGCGAUUCGUUUCCGCUGCAGAAGCGAGCAAGCAGUCAAGCCACUGCAGGGUGCGGCUCUGUGAAUGAUUCUCUGUUCUCCCUAAGCUCCCCAUCAUCUUUGCACUACGUCAGUCCUUCCCCGUACCUCUCUACUCACUCUCACUCCCCUUCUGGCCGUCUGCAGUUCCAGGGAGAUACCUUCCUCCCAAAUGCAGAUCCGAAGAGCCACAGGGGCUUUUGGGAUCAACACACAGAUCGAUCUGGUAGAGUGCCUGAAAGGUCAGCGUGGACAGGACAGACAAGAGCGAAAGAGAGAUUCUGUUUCGGUCUACGGGGGCCGACACUUCUCGACGCAGAGUCUGCGCAACGGAGGCGAGACACUGUGAAUGAGGAGGAGCAGUUGAGGCGUCUCAUGGGUCAGCUUGGUCCCUGACGGUGGACGAGGCAGACCAAGAAGAUAGACACGAGGGUCGCGACUCGAAUGCCACCCAAAAGAAACGAUUGAAAAUUGGCGGAACAAACGAAUUCGAAAGGUGUCGGAGUCUAUGGCUGAGGCUCGACGAAAGGAACAAAGUGAACAAAUCCUAUGAGGUGGGGAAGAAGAGAAAAAAGACGAACGGGAGAUAGGAAACGAAGAGAAAGGAAAAGCAGGUGACACACUGGGCCGAGCAGGAACUCCGAAAAUAGAAAAUGUCGUGAAAGCAAUAGGAACAAACACUUUAUCUUUUCGUAUGGAACACUUUCUUGUUCUAUCGGUUGGUUCCCACGUGGACGCACAGUGCGGGAAUGACGACGCGAUGGUUGGACAAAGCAAGCAGUGCAGGCGGGAGAGAAAAUACAGAAAACCGUGAAGGGGAAAAGACGUGAAGAACGAAUUGUUUUCAAGGUUCGAUCUGUGAAUAAAACGUAGUCGGGAGAUUGCGAGAGAGUCCACUGUUGUUCUCCUGAAUCGGUCUGGGGUCCAUAGUGCGUGGAACAAGGAGGUCUUGCUGGCGCAUUUCUUAUCAAGAUUGGAUGUCAUGAUUUGGCGCACAAUGUUUCAGAAUUGGUUUGGUCGUUGUGUCUCUCUGGCGAUUCGUCCCUUUUCUUCCCUUGCCCUUGGUAAUAGCUCCCACAUUUGCAGGUUUCACUUCUUUUUACAAGAGGCACAAAAACAUUCAACAGCCACGUAUUUUCUUCUGCUGUCUUGAAUCUCUUGAAACAGCGACAAAAUUUCGCGUCACAGCCAACUCCUUCGGUUUUUUCACAUCCGCGUGCAGAUACACGAAAACCUAAGAUGGAAGCGGAUAUCCAUAGAGCGUGCAGACGCCCAAGCAUGUGAACGCAUGGUCAAACAAAGUAUGUGCUUCUACAUGCAUAUAUAAAUAUAUACUUGUUCAAAUUGGACAUGAAAGUGCAGAUG